UCGGGGCAAUCUGGUUCUCGGAUUUCCCGAGCUUCUACUCCGGGUAGUAUGGCUUCGGGGCAAUCUGGUUCUCGGAUUUCCCGAGCUUCACCUCCGAGUAGCUUGGUUUCGGGUCCGUGUAGUCCCCAUAUUUCUCAGUUUUCUUCUCCGAGUGGUAUGGCUUCUGGGGCUUCAAGUGGAGGAUCCUCGAGGUAUUACACGGCAAGCUCCUCACCUUCUAUGGAGAGUUCUUCUUUGUACGUUACGGGAAGUUCAUCCUUGCCAAGUAUGUCGUUGGAAGGAUCUCCAGCGCCUUGUGGGGCGUUAUACAAAGCUGAUGCGGUUUAUGGCGUGACGGCUUCAGGGUCCACUGGACAAAUCCUACAAGCCUUAGACAAUGAGCAUGCGAUGGAAAAAGAGAAAAUUUUAUCAAACUUGAAGCGGUAUCAGAGUGCCAGAAGAAAAUUUUUGGCCCAAUAGAUGCCUAUAUAUAGAAAAAAAUAAGAGAUAGAUACCACCCAAUACCUUCUUAUAAUCAAAAAAAAGUUCCCACUCGGAAAAACACCAUGUACAGAAAUUUCGAGAAGACACCAAGAAAACACACAAUAUUAUACUAAAGAGGAAAAGAGAAGAAGUUACGCAAACGCAAACGUAGGAUCAUUUUGUACUGGUAUAGAAAGACCCACCCACCAGAGACUCAACGAUGAAGAGCUAAAAUAAGAAGUUACGUAAGUAUAUUAUACGUAACUACUUCUUUCAUAGCAGCCUGCUGUCAAUAUUAAACAUCGUCAAAAAUCAAAUCCAUUCAUCAAAAUUUUAGUGAAAAUUCCAUCCAAGUGCGAAACCUUUUCACACAUUUGUGAACUGGCUGUUACUUUGAAUCAGAAUGCCUGUCCCACGCAAUCUUUUCGGUAACAUUGGCGAGGGUGGAACCCCCGUAAACCAGCUUGGGUUGGCCAUCUUUGGAGCAUUAGAAGGUUCCGAUUCAUCCGGCGGUUACACCAGCAGCGCUUCGUCUGGUUCCUCAUUCCGUAAUGCCUACAGCGCUCCUGUAGGGGCACACUCAAAAUGUAUAGAACAUGGGCAUCACCAUGUAACGCACCCUCUUAAUGCCGCAGAGCAAAAACAGCAUGAUAUGUUCGGGUGUACGUUCGAUCCGAGAGCAUGCUCAGAAUUCGACUGUGACAGUCCAGGCGACCUGCCACCACCGAACGAUGGUAUGCAGCAUACGGAAUGCAUACAACACGGACACCACCACGCGUCAUACCCUUUAACGGAAGAAGAGCAAAGGAAACACGAAGAGUUCUGGUGUAAUUUCGACCAAUCAGAUUGCUCAGGAGUUGAAUGUCCUCCACCUGUAGCUGCACGCCCUGAACGUGUGCAACGACAUAACACGUCAUACCCUCUCAACGCACAAGAGCAUAGAAGGCAUGCACAAAUGGAACACAAAUUUGACCCAAGUGAAGCCCGAUCAGUCAAAUAUGGUUCAACUGUCCACUACUACAAUGAAUCACGACCUUCAACACUUUCUAAAGCACCAAGUGGUAGUGGUUCAUACCACACUGCUCUCGAUGCAAGUCCGAGCCAAGUCAAUGUCAACAUUAGUCCAGAAAUGGCAACAAACAUUAACGUGGGAACUCCGAGCUUUAACCUCUCUCCACAAAAAAUGUCAACACCAGUUGGAAGACCCAGUUUUAAUUUACCACGAAGUAAAAUAUCAACUCCGAUCCAAUCACCUUCAUCCAGAAUUUCUGGGACUUCACCUCCAAGUAGAAUGGCGUCAGGCCCCUGUGGCCCCCACCUUUCCAGAGUAUCAACUCCAAGUAGAUUGGCUCCAGGGGCAUAUGAAACUGUUUCCAAAUUUUCACCACCGAGUAGUCUAGCGUCAGGUCCUUGUGGGCCCCACCUUUCGCGUGCAUCGACUCCGUCUGAUUUCGCAUCGGGACCGUCAUGUGGCCCCCAUCUUUCGCGAGCAUCUUCUCCAGGUGGCAUGGUUUCGGGCAAGUACGGAGGAACUAUUUCCAGAAUGUCAACUCCAAGCAAUAUAGCUUCGGGGCCAUCUGGUUCUCGAAUUUCACAAGGUUCUCCCCCAAGUAACAUGGUUUCGGGUCCGUGUGCUCCCCAUGUUUCUGGCUUUUCUUCUCCUAGUGGUAUAGCUUCGGGGGCUUCAAGGGCUUCAAGUGGAGGAUCCUCAAGGUAUUACACUGCAAGCUCAGUGCCCUACAUGGAGGAUUCCUCGUACGUUCCGGAGAGUUCAUCCUGGCCAAACUUUUCGGGAAUUGAACCAUUGUCUCCUUCGAGAUCAUUAGAGGGGAGUCCAGCGCCUUGCGGGGCGUUAUACCGUGCCGAUGCGGUUUUUGACGUGACAGCAUCAGGGUCGGCGGGACAAAUCCUUCAAGCUAUAGACGGCGAGCAUGCGGUGGAAAGUGAGACGAUCUUAUCAAACUUGAAACGGUAUCAAAGUGCUAGAAGGAAGUUUAUGGGGCAAUAAAUCAAGUCAGCCUAUUGUCAAAUAUGUCAUCGGAUGAAAAUUUCUAGUGAUGCACAGAAGAAAAAAAGAUGCCACCCAACAGCUUGUUAUACCGAAAGGGAUGAUCCUACCCGGAGAAGCGGCGGUUAUAGAAAUUCCCAGGAGGUACCAAAGAGCUCCCAUUAUUAUAUUGAAGAGGAAAGGAGGAGAAGUUGCGCAUAUGCGAGCAGAGGAUCAUUUCGUACCGGCAUCGAACGACCCACCAGAGGAACAGAAACCACCAGCACCAGCACCAACACCAGAACCAGCACCAGUACUAGUGAUUAAACCAGAUAUUAACCCUUUACAAUUCCAACAUGACUGUUCUGUUCGAAUUGAAACAACGAGACGGCCCACAUGCUCACAACCUCAACUGCAACAAGAGAUCGAACCUCAAAGUGAUAGUUCAUUUCAACAACAAAGAAUAAUGUCGCCUGUAACUCCGCCAAGGCCAAUUGCAGUUAAUCAGUGUGGUACUCAAGGUGGUACAUGUCCUCCAGUUCAGCCAUUGUGUUCGACACCAAGUCCUAGUCGUUGCACGCAUGGUGGUACCUGUUCUCCAACUCAGCCAUCAUGUGCGGUACCAAGACCUAAUCGUUGUACACACGGUGGUACAUGUUCUUCAGUUCAGCCGUCAUGUGCAGCUCCAAGAUCUAGUCGAUGUACAGACGGUGGUACAUGUCCUCCAGCACAGCCAUUAUGUUCAUUACCAAGACCUACUGGUACAUGUCCUCCAGUACAGCCAUUAUGUUCAUUACCAAGACCUAGUGGUACAUGUCCUCCAGUACAGCCAUUAUGUUCAGUACCAAGACCUAGUCGAUGUACAGUUGGUAGUACAUGUCCUCCAGUUCAAUCAAUAUGUUCAUUACCAAAACCUAGUCGGUGUGGUACUUAUUCUCCACCUUGCCAAUAUCAACCUCCUUGCUUUUCACCUACACCAUCACAGUGUUCCAGAAAUGUCGAUCUGAAUGAGAGAGAACAAUGUGAAUUAGACAUGGUAAGGAAAAGUUUAGAUGAGUUUCAAAGAGCCCGUCGCAGGCUGCUAUACAGUUCCAGAGCUUUGAAAGAGAAAAUGACACGUUACUCCAACUCAAGUGAGGAUUUUUAAGCCAGACAAAUAAAUAAAUAAAAAGUUUAAAAAUUGC
This is a messenger RNA of Tribolium madens (black flour beetle), 3633 nucleotides long. RefSeq names its product vegetative cell wall protein gp1-like. Bases 2520 to 3596 code for a protein of 358 amino acids. NCBI's taxonomy places the organism in Eukaryota, Metazoa, Arthropoda, Insecta, Coleoptera, Tenebrionidae. The record is from RefSeq and is a predicted model, not a curated record. The transcript has 7 exons.